Messenger RNA from Anthostomella pinea, 2868 nucleotides. The record is from the annotation of a GenBank genome assembly. Lineage: Eukaryota; Fungi; Ascomycota; Sordariomycetes; Xylariales; Xylariaceae.
AUGAGCUCGGGAGAUACUAUCUCGACCAACUCGUCCGAAACGCCAACGGAACAUUCCGCGUCGACGGGGACCGAGCCCUCAACAGACGCCAUGCCUCCCAAUUCGCCGGGAAACGACGGCUCGCCGUCUAGGAAGCGGUCGGCUUCCACCUCAGAACCCAAUGGCUCGGCAAAAAUUGCGAAACGACGUGCGUCGAGGGCCUGUGUCAACUGCCGAAAUAGGAAAGUGCGGUGCAAUGUUGUGGAAUGCACCCCUUGCAACAACUGCAGAUGGAAUGAGGUCGAAUGCGUUGUGCAGGAAAGCCGUCGCCGAAAGAAAACUCUGUUUGAACAGACCUCGUCGGUAUCCCACGAUGCAACCACCCCGCAGCCUACCGAGGCACAUUUGAAAGCGAAGGGCUCGGCGAAUCCGGUCGCCAUCGCGUCGGCAGCGGCGGCGCCAGCACUCGUGCGCCGGCCCAGCGACAGCGACCUGUUCCAGACGUCGCCAGACACGUUUGAUAAUGACACAGAUGAACAAGAUCAAGUUUUGGUCAAUGACUAUGUCCCCAGAGGACAGACACAACCUGAAGAAGCAGUCGCCCUACCCACACCUCAACAGCCACGCCAAGACCCGACGUUGCACGGCGGCAGCGUCGAGGGUCAUGUUCCGCAUCUCCUAUACCAACGGCCUGGUCUAGGGCCCGAUCCAGUUCACCUACAGGCCAGUAACAACGGCUCGCGAUACCCGAGCAUAUACCCUAGCCCGCCCCAGCGCCCGAUGCCACAAGGCUCAAACUCAAACUUAGGCGCGGGCACCAACGCGCUCAAAACAGUGCAGCUCCGAAACUCGUUCGAAUUGCCCGCCUUCAUUCAGCCCAUGCCAGCCAGGAACGGGCCUGGAGAGGUAAGAUAUCUUCAGCAGAAGGGCGCGCUGACGUUGCCCAGCCUGGCGCUCCAGAACGCGCUGCUGCGCGGGUAUGUCCAGUACGUGCACCCGUACAUGCCGCUCAUCGAGCUGCACGAGCUCCUGAGCAUUGUCAAUGCGCGUGACGGGCGGUGCGGCCAGAUCAGCCUGUUCUUGUACCAGUCCGUGAUGUUCGCCGCAGUCGCCUUCGUCGAGUUGAAUUACUUGAAGGAGGCAGGCUUCACCGACAAGAAGGCAGCGCGGAAGGCGUUCUUCCUCAAGGCCAGGCUCCUGUAUGACUUCGAUUACGAAAGCGACCGCCUCACACAGGUACAAGGCCUGCUGCUGAUGACGUACUGGUACGAGACGCCGACGGACCAGAAGGACACGUGGCACUGGAUGGGGGUGGCCAUCUCGCUGGCGCAACUGAUCGGGCUGCACCGCGACCCGGCGCACAAGGGCAUGCCACAGCGCAAGAAGAGGCUGUGGAAGCGCAUCUGGUGGUCGUGCUUCAUGCGUGACCGGAUGAUCGCGCUGGGCAUGCGGCGCCCUCUGCGCAUCCAGGAUGAGGAGUUUGACGUGCCUAUGCUGGAUGAGUCUGACUUCGAGAUAGAGCCGCUGCCGGACGAGAUCAAAAUCGUCGGCCCCGAGUGUCCCCUCAUGCGCGACGUCGGCCUGCAGCGCGAGCUCGCACUCUUGUGCAUCGCUAAGGCCAAGCUCUGCAUCUGCAUCGGCCACAUGAUCAAGGCGUCGUACUCGGUGCUGAGCCGUGACAAGUCGCUGCCCGAGACCACCACCAACAACACCAUGCUGUUCCCCAUCAAGCAGCUCGAUAACGUCGAGAGCAUCAACCGCUGCGACCGCGAGCUCAAGACCUGGGUCCGGAGCCUGCCGGCCUGCUGCCAACACAGGCCCCUAUCGGCACACGACGUCGAGGGCGGCCGCGCUACCCUGGCCGUCCAGCGCAACCUGCUGCACCUGGUUUACCACAGCACGAUGUCCGCGCUGUACCGCCCGCGGUUCUGGGAGAUGUUGGCGCAGGGGCAGGAUAUAUCGCGGGUGCGCGUGUACGAAGCCGCCAUGCACAUCACAUGCAUGGUACAAGAGCUCAGCGAGUUGCACCUUGUGAAGCGCCUGCCCACGACGGGCGUGACGGUCCUUAUGCCGGCCAUAAUCAUCCACCUGCUGCUUAUGAAGAGCCCAGUGGAGCACAUGUGUAAUGCAGCCGUAAAGGGCUUUGGGGUGUGCAUACGCGCCAUGCAGAGGCUGCGCGAGAUGUACUCCUCGGCCGAUUACGCCACCAAGUUCUGUUUGGGCACGCUGGGAAAUGUGUACGUUUCGCUGUCGCAGCGUAUUGACAACGAAGAUUUCAAGUCGGCCGUCUUCGCGCAUUUUGCGGCCAUCGCCGAGGUGCCCGGUCGCGACAUGACGACGCCGCCUCCGGACAACAUCUCCUACCCGCAAGAGGUACCUUCUUUCUACCCCAAUCCCAGCCCCUCGUAUAACACCGGGGAUUUGCUGGUUGUCACCGACCCAACUACUAAUCCGGCGGCGGCCGUGCAGCAAUUUCUCUCGCCCACAGAGCAUAUGGCCAAGGCAGAAUCCGAAGCUCGCAUGGGAGCGGGUUUGGGCUGGGGCUUGGGGCACUGCGACUCGCCGCCCAACAGCGAUGGGUACGAUAUGAUGAGGCUGGACAGCGCGAGCACGUCGUCUUUAUCGGACGCGUCACACGACCACGACCACGACCAGCUGGCUAUGGAUGCCUGGCAGAUACCGGUACACUGGGACAACUCCAUAUGGAGCCAGUUUUUUUAUUUACAGGCGUGCGAGGGCGUUGGUGGCGGCAGUUAUGAUGGGGGUGCCGCUGGCCCAAUGACAAUGAAUGACGGCGGCGCUGACGCUGGCGGCAUGGGUUUGGGGAACGGACUAUUUGUUAGGAUGAGUGAAAUUGAAGGGUCGGCCGAUUUUUGGCCUGGAUGCUGA